AUGGCUAACUCUGUCAACCUUUCCCGUCGGUCAUCUAUGGACAGCAUGUUCACAACAGCUUCUCAAUUCGAACCUAUCACAUUAGAGGAUCGUAUACGUAUUACAUUUGAGAUUGCCAAUAUUCUACAAAAACAGGAGUUUCUGCGUAAAUUGGUGAAAUGCCUCAUGCUUUAUGGGGCUCCAGCCCAUCGUCUAGAAUAUAUUCUGCGUCAAGUGUCUCGGACUCUAGGUGUGGACGCUGAAUAUGUGUAUCUACCGAGCAUCAUGUUCUUGACAUUUUUUGAUCAGUCCACACACACGACGGAAACACAUUUUAUUCGAAGUUCACAAUUAUUUGAUAUGCAUAAAUUGAACGAAAUUUAUCGUUUGGAAAAGCUUGUUUCUCAUGGGGAAGUGUCAGUUGAUGAAGCUCUUGAAUUUAUUGAUCAGGUUACGAAUCAACCUCAAUUCUAUCCAAACUGGUUGAAUCCGUUCGUCUAUGCGCUUGCCAGUUUUUGUGGUUGUGUCAUGUUUUAUGGAGGAUCAUGGAGAGAAGGUGGCUUGUCUGCAGCAAUGGCCAUCUUUUUCGCUUUUUACGAACUGUUUUCAGGGCGCUAUAUGAGUUUCCAGCCAAUUUGGGAAAUUACGGUCUGUAUCUUCAUCGGGUUUGUUUCAAGAGCUUUUGCGUCUUUUAUCGUUAUCUUGCCUGGUUAUUCUAUUGCGAUCGCUAUUGUCGAACUGGUUUCAAGACAGUUAGUAAGUGGCGUUGUACGGAUGGUAUACGCAAUCGUAUAUUCAUUCCUGCUAGGUUAUGGCAUCGAAAUGGGCUCACAAAUAUAUGGCACGAUUGAGCCCGAAUCUAUUUCUGCUCAGGCCCAAGCUCAAAAUUGCAUUGCAGCUUCGGGCGCGUCCACCUGUGUCACUAUUAUCCCGCAGCCAUUUUACAUCUUAACCGUUCCACUUUUUGCUGUGGCUUAUUGCGUAUAUCUACGUGCUCGUAUACCAAGGUGGCCAACGAUGAUUUUUGUUGCAUGCUGCGGUUUUGUUACAAACUGGGCGUUGGCAUGUCAUGCGAAUGCUCCCAGUCAGGUGUUACAGGUUGUUCCCGCCUUCUGUGUCGGUCUUCUGGGUAAUUUACUGACGAAAUUUACAGGCAAAAUGACUCUGGAUGCCGUAAUUUUAGGUAUCUUUUACCUUGUGCCAGGAAGUUUAGGUCUGAAAGCUGCAUUAGGUUUCUUUGGUACUUCAAAUAAUGAAUUUGCAAAUCAAGGUGCCAGCUUUGCACUCAGUAUGAUUCAGACAUCCAUAGGUAUCACCGUUGGUUUGUUUGUAGCAACUCUUAUUGUGUACCCUAAAGGCACGCAACAUACUCCUUUGAUGAACUUCUAA
Molecule: messenger RNA, 1368 nt
Organism: Mycotypha africana
Lineage: Eukaryota; Fungi; Mucoromycota; Mucoromycetes; Mucorales; Mycotyphaceae
Exons: 6
Coding region: 1-1368 (455 amino acids)
Biological process (GO): transmembrane transport
Molecular function (GO): transmembrane transporter activity
Source: RefSeq, a predicted model, not a curated record